This is a messenger RNA of Papaver somniferum (opium poppy), 1848 nucleotides long. RefSeq names its product putative F-box protein At3g16210. Lineage: Eukaryota; Viridiplantae; Streptophyta; Magnoliopsida; Ranunculales; Papaveraceae. The coding region runs from base 714 to 1607 and encodes 297 amino acids. The transcript has 2 exons. The record is from RefSeq and is a predicted model, not a curated record.
UCACAUGACACAUACUUGAUUUUGAUGUCUCAUCUUAAAUUUUAGAAUAUCGUGAAAAUUUCUGGUGAUGAACAAAAUUUGGGUUACAGGGCAUAAUUCGGAUCACAUGAUAAUUUUUGAUAUAGUGAAUGGGUCGUUUGACCAAGAAAAUGUUAUUUAUGGUUCAACUGAACCGGUAAAAAUAGGGUCUCGGUGAGAUGGAAAGUUAAGAAAACAAAUUCAUACAAACCAUUAUAUCUCCUCUUCUUCAUUAUCUUUUCCCAUUUCCCAUUACAAACCCAUUUUUCUUCAUUACCUUCUUCCUCUUCCCCAUCAAAACCAGAUCCAAACUUCCUCCGAGUUCUCCACCAUCGCCAUCGACAAACAAGACCAUCAUCGUCACCACCACAAACACUAACACCACCAAGAUCUCUUGGAUUCAGCACUGCUACCUUCACCAUUACAGAUAUCAACUGGAUUACAGAUCGUCACCAUCAUGAUUGAAUGAACUCCAUCAUCGACACAACCACCUCCAUUACCGAUUGUGAUUUAUGUUCUUCUAAUUCGCUAAUUUAUUGAAACGAAUAGUAUUAUGUUGUUAUCAUCCAUCCAUUCAAGAGGAAUACACAUAUGUGGUUUCGAUAACCAUAAGGACUGUGCUUGGUUUUGUGCUUCUUACAUUGAUCUGGAAAUAUGAUUUCCCACCUUUCAUCUGGUAAUAGCUAUAUUGAACGAUGGUAAGGAUUCAUCCCUGUAGUUCCUGUAUACAAAGGAAAUUAUCUAGUCUUCCCUUGACAAUUGAGUGGAUAUGGUUCCUGCUUCAAGGUACCAUUAUGACGAUAUCCAAAGACUUUGUGGGUGCAUCUAAUGGACUGAUUUGGAUAUGGUUAUUUGAUUAUACGGGUGCCAGAGAUUCUCUCUGUCUUUGGAACCCAGCAACAAGAGAAUAUAAACAAAUACCCAAUCCAUCAGGCGAGUUCAAUAGACACCAUGUUGUCCUACAUAAUUUUUGUUAUGAUCACAAGAUUGACGAUUACAAAUUGGCAAUAUGUGAAGCAGUUUAUGGAGGGAACAGUUUACUCCAUGUCUAUACAUUGGCAUCAAAUUCGUGGAAAGUGGGGAAAAAAGCAACUUACAGGUUUCCUUACAAUAUGGAAAGACGUGGGGUGCUUGUCAAUGCAGAUUUUCAUUGGUUAGCAGUAGCUGAAUACAAAUAUUUCUUACUCUCUUUGGAUAUCAGUGACGAGAGUUUUAAGGAAAUGCAACUACCAAAAGAAUUUUUGACGACUAAGGAUCCUCAUAUGGUUCUGGGAGAGUUGGAAGGGUGCCUUUGCCUACUUAUGAGAUCAUAUGUUAAUGGUGUUAAGAUCCAGCUUGAAGUAUGGGAGAUGCUGGAAUUUGGAGUUCCAGAAGCCUGGACGAAGCGUUAUAUCAUUUCCCGUGAGAGUAUUAUCAGUGACCAGUUUUUUCUUAGGAAUGCGUGGUCAUUUAAGAAUGCUGAGAUUCUAUUCUUGGGAAGAACAAGCCUAGUUUUGUAUGACCCAAAAGAUGGUAAUGUUACAGAAUUUAAGAUUGACAAUACGUAUUACCAUUACGCCGAGAAUUAUUUUGAAAGCUUAGUGUCCUGAACUCUGGUACUUAUGUGGGGGUAGACGACAACAAAAGAAUCAGCUGAACCUGAAGAAAAACAAGCUUUUGAUGAGCAUGUUCUUUAUUUCUUGUUAUUGAUAUAUACAUCCAUGCAGUUUUUUUUUAGUGAAUUAUGAAUGAAGUUUGAGAUCAAAAAGUUGAGAUGCUGCAUUUCAGUUCUCCUUUGUUCAAGUAUUAUUUAGCAUCAUAUUGUAUUAUACCAAAAUAUAACCAGUGACG